GCUUAUAUAUGUCUCACAUUAUAUAGACAGAACCAACGUAGAAGCAUACCAAGAAACUUUGCACUUUCUUAACAACCCCUUUAUAUAUUUUCAAAGAUUGUGUUCAAAUUUAUAGUAAACCAAACAAAUCCUAAACUUCCCGAAGCCAUGGAAGAGGUCAUGAAUUUCAUCAUGCGUGCUUUUGAAUUAGCAAAAAAUCUUGAACUAGAACUACCUAACAUAACCAACCACCCUGAAAUGCUAUUCUCAUCCAUUGAUGAAGUAGAAAAAGCAUUUAAUGCUGCCAAAGAAAGAGUAAUGAUGAUGUUGUCCUCACAACAUGACACAACAACAACAACAAAACCUUCUAAUUCCUUUGCUCAAAUUCCGUCUCAUGAUGUUUUCAUGCAAAAAACUCAACAUGCUCAAAUUGGUGGAAGUGGAAGUGCAAUUUCAAUGCAUGCACAUUCAAUGGAUCAAUUGCUUCUAAUUCAACACCCUUUUGAUGUGAGUGUUCUACUUGAGAAUAAGAUGAUAAGUGGUGGUGGUGAUGUUCACUUGUUAAGGUCUAGAGGAACUUUGAGGAUUGGUGAAAUGGGUGGUGGGAGGGAUGUGGAAGGUUUAGAUAGAUCAAAAGGGAUAGAAGGAGAUCAAAUGCAAGGAAUAGAAACACCACCUUCAAGACCAAAAAAAUGCAGCAGGAAGAAUGAUUUGGAGAAGAGAACAGAGAUGUAUCCAGCACCUCAGAUUGGAAACACUGAAAUGCCACCAGAAGAUGGCUUUACUUGGAGAAAAUAUGGCCAAAAAGAAAUACUUGGCCGCAAGCACCCAAGAAGUUACUAUAGGUGCACACACCAAAAAUUAUAUUUGUGUCCAGCCAAGAAGCAAGUGCAAAGACUUGAUGAAAACCCUAACAUAGUUGAAGUAACAUAUAGAGGUGAACACAUUUGUCACAAAUCCUUAACAGCACCAUCAUCAUAUCCACCACCACCAAACCUACUUGUCAACAUUAGUACCAUUGAGACUGCCAUUUCUUCCCAAGGGUGGCCACCUGUGGUGAACCACGACCUCAGGGACGGAGACGGUAGUGGUGGACCCUCUAAUUCAAGAUUCGGCAUUGAUUAUCCGGUGGCCGAUAUGGCGGAUGUAAUGUUCAACUCGGGUAGUAGCAGUGGCAAUAGUAUGGAAUCACUCUUUUAUAUAACUGAAGAUAAAGGUGAACCUGAUGAGGAGAAACACUGAACAAUAUAUAAAGUAAUUCAUUUUCUGUUGAAGUUAUUUUCCAACGAUUUUCUCAUUUUGCAACAUAACUAGCUAGUUGAUAUAUGGCAUGCUUCAUGUUUAUUAUUAUGUAAUGCAAGUUUAAUUUUGUAGCUGAUGCAUAGAAGAGAGAAAUUAUGUAAGUAAUUCGAAUUCAUAAUUGUUUCCCCUUGUGUAAUAUUUGCAAUUUCAUAGAAUAAAACUUAGUUUUGUUU
Medicago truncatula (barrel medic) is the source of this 1454-nucleotide messenger RNA. RefSeq names its product WRKY transcription factor 55. Gene Ontology annotation, biological process: regulation of DNA-templated transcription. Lineage: Eukaryota; Viridiplantae; Streptophyta; Magnoliopsida; Fabales; Fabaceae. The record is from RefSeq and is a predicted model, not a curated record. The coding region runs from base 148 to 1221 and encodes 357 amino acids. Gene Ontology annotation, molecular function: sequence-specific DNA binding; DNA-binding transcription factor activity. The transcript has 3 exons.